GGUUCAGUGGUCUCCAUGGAGACCAAUUCCCCUGACAGGUCUGUAACCUGAGCCACCAGUCAGGUAGAGCAGGUAACCGUGACAGUGUGAAGGCUUCGGCAGCAGGUGUGUGUGUGUGUGUGUGUGUGUGUGUGUGUGUGUAGGCAGGGCCGGCAGACAAGGAGAGAGGAAGAGAGACGAAACAAGAGCAAAGAUUAAACAGAGAAAGUGACAAACUUUGAGAAGCACCGACACUAAUCAAUGACUCCUUGAGGUAAAAACCAAAAGGGUAGAAGGCUGGAGGAAAAAAAGGAGGCUCAGGUCAUGGAGGCAGAAGUAGACGAGGAGGAUGAUGGGACGUUCACUAACAUCUCUCUAGGAGACGACACAGUGGACAGUGGACGUGUAGCCCUGUAUACAAAACAGGAGACCGAGCUUUUCAUCAUGAACUGUGACAUAGAUGGAGACAUGGAGAACCAGGUGGAGAUGGAGGAGAAGACGAGGUUAAUAAAUCAAGUUUUGGAACUUCAGCACACACUUGAAGAUCUGUCAGCACGAGUCGACGCAGUCAAGGAAGAGAACCUGAAGUUAAAGUCAGAGAACCAGGUCCUUGGUCAGUACAUUGAGAACCUCAUGUCUGCCUCCAGCGUCUUCCAGACCACUGACACCAAGAGCAAACGGAAGUGAGGUACCCUCAAGUCUUCUGCUAACAGCUGGGAGAGGAAACCCCACCAUGGAGACAUGGAGCGAGUUUAGUUUUGUCGACAGACCUGGGUGUUUUCUUUUUUUUUCUUUAACAGAGAGAGCCCCCUUACCUGAGCAGAAAAUAACUAUUUAAUAAUCCAAAACAUAAACUGAUCCUUUAACCCAUCCUGCAGGCUCAGAAAAAGAUACAUUUCAUGUUAGUCUGGCCUGGGUCUGUUCUGUAGCAGCUUCCUCUCCACACUACAAACCAGGUAGACAUUAACCUUUAUUUACUUACACAAAACAACAAGUAUAUGAAGUGGUUAAGGGUCAUUUUUUACCUUUAGUUUCUUCUUUAAGCUCCUUGGCAAACUCUAAUAUAUCCUGUUACCCCAUUUAACCUGCCUGGUUUUCUGUUUGAGGACUA
Labrus mixtus (cuckoo wrasse) is the source of this 1090-nucleotide messenger RNA. RefSeq names its product short coiled-coil protein a (gene scoca). The coding region runs from base 304 to 666 and encodes 120 amino acids. The record is from RefSeq and is a predicted model, not a curated record. NCBI's taxonomy places the organism in Eukaryota, Metazoa, Chordata, Actinopteri, Labriformes, Labridae. The transcript is spliced from 4 exons. Gene Ontology annotation, cellular component: trans-Golgi network.